CACAAUUAGCCCCUGAUCUAGACAUGAUUACAUUUUCUCCUAUAAAUAGGAGCAUUCUCCUUCAUUGUAAACAUACCAUUAUCACACUUCUAAUAACAUCUUUCUCACUAAGUAUUGAGACUAUACUUUCUCUCCCUGACCUUCUGCUUAUUUCCUUCCAUUUUAUAACACGUUAUCAGCACGAAUUUGCUCCACAUCCUUGAAAUCAUCAUCUUCCUAGCAGAUAUGGAGUUAACUAAAAUUUCUUCAAGUGGCUCUGAACAAUGUCUAAUAGACAGUGCCACAACGCACACCAUUUUGAGACAUAGAGAUUAUUUUUCUCAUAUGACAUUAGUUGAUGCUAAUGUCAAUACAAUCUCAGGUGUUGCUAAACUCAUUGAAGGUUCUGGAAUAGCCUGUGUGAUUCUCCCAAAAGGGACAAAAUUAAUAAUUAAAGACGCUUUAUACUCCAGUAAAUCACGGAGAAAUCUUUUGAGCUUUAAAGAUUUGCGUCUAAAUGGUUUUCAUAUUGAAACCAUGUCUAAAAAUCAGAAGGAAUAUUUAUGUCUAACGACAAAUAGAUCUGGCAAUAAAUACAUUUUUGAAAAAAUGCCAGCAUAUUCCUCAGGACUGUAUUAUACAUAUAUCAGUCCAAUUGAGAUAAAUGUGGUAUCUAAAAUUUAUGACCACAAUUCCUUUAUCUUGUGGCAUGACCGUUUAGGUCAUCCAGGCAGCACUAUGAUGCACAAAAUUAUUGAAAAUUCACGUGGACAUUCAUUAACUAAUGUCAAGAUUCCACAAUCAAGUGAUUUUCCGUGCACUGCCUGUUCUCUUGGCAAAUUAAUUAUCAGGCCAUCUUUAUACAAAAUUGGAGUUGAAUCUCCUGCAUUUUUAGAAAGAAUUCAAGGAGAUAUUUGUGGGCCAAUUACCCCUCCGUGUGGACCGUUUCGAUAUUUUAUGGUGCUCAUUGAUGCAUCAACACGUUGGUCACAUGUCAGUCUUUUAUCGACUAGAAAUUUUGCAUUUGCAAAUCUCCUUGCUCAAAUUAUUCGUUUGAGAUCACAAUUUCCGGAUUAUUCGAUAAAGAAAAUCCGACUUGAUAAUGCAGGAGAAUUUACAUCCCAAUCUUUUAAUGACUAUUGCAUGUCAAUUGGGAUUGAUGUGGAACAUCCAGUUCCACAUGUACAUACACAAAAUGGUCUUGCCGAAUCCUUAAUUAAGCGAUUACAAUUAAUUGCUAGACCAUUAUUGAUGAAAUCCAGAUUACCAUCAUCUGCAUGGGGAUAUGCUAUAAUGCAUGCUGCAAAUUUAAUUCGGCUUAGGCCAACGGCAUAUCAUAAAUUUUCCCCAUUACAAUUAAUAUCUGGUAAAGAACCAAAUAUAUCACACCUAAAAAUAUUUGGUUGUUCUGUGUAUGUACCAAUUGCUCCACCUUAUCGUACUAAAAUGGGUCCUCAAAGAAGGCUGGGAAUUUAUGUUGGUUUUAAAUCACCCUCAAUUAUUAAUUAUCUAGAACCUAUGACCGGUGACUUAUUCACCGCGCGGUUCGAUGACUGUCAUUUUGAUGAGACAAUAUUCCCAGCCUUAGGGGGAGAUA
This is a messenger RNA of Cuscuta epithymum, 1576 nucleotides long. NCBI's taxonomy places the organism in Eukaryota, Viridiplantae, Streptophyta, Magnoliopsida, Solanales, Convolvulaceae. The record is from the annotation of a GenBank genome assembly.